AUGAGGGAAGACCUGAAAGGCCAGAACCUGACCUUCACUGAGAUUGCAAAGCUGGUCGGGGAGAACUGGCAGAGUCUGGAUCCCACAGAAAAGGAGACAUACGAGAGCCAGGCAAAUGCCGCCAAGGAAAAAUACCACCGCAACCUUUCCGAGUACAAGAAGACCCCUGAAUACCGCCGGUAUUCUCAGUAUCUCCAUGACUUCAAGGAGAAACAGGCUAAGCACAACAAGGGCCAUGAUGUCGCCAAGCGUCCCAAGCAGCGGCAGUAA
Messenger RNA from Purpureocillium takamizusanense, 270 nucleotides. RefSeq lists its product as uncharacterized. The record is from RefSeq and is a predicted model, not a curated record. Bases 1 to 270 code for a protein of 89 amino acids. Lineage: Eukaryota; Fungi; Ascomycota; Sordariomycetes; Hypocreales; Ophiocordycipitaceae. Gene Ontology annotation, cellular component: nucleus. Gene Ontology annotation, biological process: regulation of gene expression. The transcript has 3 exons.